Messenger RNA from Pimephales promelas (fathead minnow), 1821 nucleotides. RefSeq names its product phospholipid scramblase 1. Gene Ontology annotation, cellular component: plasma membrane. Gene Ontology annotation, molecular function: phospholipid scramblase activity. The record is from RefSeq and is a predicted model, not a curated record. Lineage: Eukaryota; Metazoa; Chordata; Actinopteri; Cypriniformes; Leuciscidae. Gene Ontology annotation, biological process: plasma membrane phospholipid scrambling.
UGUUCGCGACCGACCACAAGCAGCAGUUUCCUGGAAAGGAAACUCAUGGGCGGUGUUGUGAGGAAGAUAAAGAGCGAAGAGAAAACAGUGGGAUUAUCUCUCAUAAAACAUUAUUUUUAUCAUUAUUAAUUUAAAUGUACUACCUCUCUUAGAGUGGGUUUUCGGGAAAAAAAGUUGAGGAAUAAAACAAAUCAUCAUCCACAGCCUACUUAUUUUUGAUAAACAGAGAGUAAUUUGCAGCGUCCUGCCAUGGCUACAAAUAAUGGUUACCCGAUUGACCUCCAACCACAGAAAAAUGCAAUUAAUUCCGCCCCUCCUUAUUGCCAGUCACCAGCCAUACCAGGUCACGGUCAAGUGCCAAUGAUGCCGGUUCCAAUGAGACCCGAAGGCUGUCCACCAGGACUGGAGUACCUGAUCCAGAUUGAUCAACUUCUUGUAAAGCAGAAAGUUGAACUAGUUGAAGCUAUAUUGGGUUGGGAGACCAAUAACAAGUACAUGGUGAAGAACAGCAUGGGGCAACAGGUGUUCUAUGUGGCUGAGGAAAACGACUGCUGUAACAGACAGUUCUGUGGGCCAUUGCGCUCAUUCGUCAUCCAUGUUCAGGAUAACUUGGGACAGGAAGUGAUGACCCUCACACGCCCUUUGAAGUGUGCUAGCUGCUGCUGCCCCUGUUGCCUGCAAGAGCUUGAAAUCCAGUCUCCACCAGGCAACCCCAUUGGAUAUGUGAUCCAGAAUUGGCAUCCUUUUAUUCCCAAGUUUACCAUUCAGAAUGAGAAAAGAGAAGCAGUUCUGAAGAUCGUGGGGCCGUUCUGCGCCUGCAGAUGCUGCUCUGAUGUCAACUUUGAUGUUUUGUCCAUGGAUGAGUCAACAAAGGUGGGCAGAAUCUCUAAACAGUGGAGCGGUUUGGUGAAAGAAGCUUUCACUGACGCAGAAAAUUUUGGAAUCUCCUUUCCUAUGGAUCUAGACGUGAAGAUUAAAGCUGUUCUUUUUGGAGCAUGUUUUCUCAUAGACUUCAUGUUCUUUGAACACAGUAAAUAAAUGAUUGUUGUCUGGAUGUCAUAUUGAAAUUUGAACUCCUUGUUCUGAACAUGGAUGCACAUGUGGAUCACUUGGCUUACAAUUAUAUUUUACAUAUUACUAUGCACGUUAUAUUAUAUAGUGUUGUAUUAAUGUUCUUGAGUCACCACUAGGUGACAGCAAUUCCCUUUUCUAUAACGUUUUCAGCAUCAAGUACCUGCUACAUGGAAGCUUUUGCUAAACAAUUAACUUCCUUUAAAACUGUAAGGCAUUUUACACAAUAUAAACACACUUACAGCAAGAAAAAAGGAAUGACAAUCUUUGCUCCUUUUAAAAAAAAAUUUAGUCAGUUUUUUUGGACAUUGCUUUUUUUUUUAAAGACAAAAUGUAAUCUAUUCUACAGUGGAAAAUGUCUAAAUUAACUAAUCAUGUCAAAAAUUAUAGUUGACAUCAUUUAAUCAGGUAGAGAAAUAGCUAUUUAAGGUAAUUGCAGGCUACUACAUUUUACAGUCUAUGCAUUCCUGAUCACUGGUAGUGCAUUUUAUAUUGUAAAAAGAUGUUGAAAUAAGCAUGUAAUAAAUAUACUGUAACUGUGUAAUUAUUCAAAAUUAAAUUUCUUUUAGCACCUACUGCCUUUUCCCCAAAGUGCUCUUCAAUUCCUCAUUAUGCCUUUUUAGAAGUUAAGGAGGCAUUAGAUAAUGAAUACCACUUUCACUUUUUUUUUUUUUACCUUUUCUUUUCUGUUAUUCACGUUUUAAUGUUGCUCAGCAACAACACCUCAUUUACACUCCAUGAGGAAUCAAA